This is a messenger RNA of Myxocyprinus asiaticus (Chinese sucker), 5699 nucleotides long. RefSeq names its product 1-phosphatidylinositol 4,5-bisphosphate phosphodiesterase beta-4-like. Bases 279 to 3959 code for a protein of 1226 amino acids. Gene Ontology annotation, molecular function: calcium ion binding; phosphatidylinositol-4,5-bisphosphate phospholipase C activity. The record is from RefSeq and is a predicted model, not a curated record. The transcript has 40 exons. NCBI's taxonomy places the organism in Eukaryota, Metazoa, Chordata, Actinopteri, Cypriniformes, Catostomidae. Gene Ontology annotation, biological process: lipid metabolic process; phosphatidylinositol-mediated signaling.
AUAAAGACAGAAAGAGAGACAGACAGACAGACAGCAUCUGGACUGAGGAGGGGGUGAGACAGCAGCAUCAUCAUCUUCAUCAGCGCGAGGACACUGUGACUGUCACUGAUUUCCUGCAGCGGCGUCUGGAGCUCCAGCAUCACCCGCCUGAAUGAAGAUGUCGCUCGUCCCUUGAAUUCAUUUCUGCUGAACUGAAAGUGAUUCACUCCUCUCUGUAGCCGGUCAGAUUGUUCACGUUUGAACUUCUUUCUUCUGCCCGGUGUGUGUGCGCUGUCAUCAUGACUAAAUCAUACGAGUUUAACUGGCAGAAACACGUGCCGGAGUUCCUGCAGGAGGGAGCUGCGUUUGACCGAUUUGAUGAGGAUCCGUUCGUGUUUGAACCCAGCUGCCAUUUCAAAGUCGACGAGUUCGGCUUCUUUCUCACGUGGAAAAGUGACGGAAAAGAAGGACAAGUUCUCGAAUGUUCUCUGAUCAACAGCAUUCGUCCUGGAGUCGGGUCGAAGGACUCAAAGAUCGUGGCGUCGCUGGAGGCCGCGGGGAAGAAUGAAACCGAUCUGGAUGGUCGCAUCAUCUGCGUGUGCAGUGGGCCAGAUCUGGUCAACCUCAGCUUCAUGUACAUGGUGACUGACAACGCCGACACUGCCAAGAAAUGGAUGGAGGGCCUGAAAUCAGUGAUUCACAACUUCAAGGCGAAUAAUGUUUGUCCAAUGACGUGUCUGAAGAAACAUUGGAUGAGACUGUCAUUCCUCACCAACAUCAACGGGAAAAUCCCUGUGAGAGGUAUAACACGGACGUUCGGCUCUGGGAAAACUGAGAAGGGAAUCUUUCAGGCGCUGAAGGAGCUCGGGCUGCCCAGCGGGAAGAAUGAUGAAAUUGAACAUUCAGCGUUCACGUUUGAUAUAUUCUACUCGCUGACACAGAAAAUCUGCCCUCGUACGGACAUAGAAGAGCUUUUCAAACAGAUCAGCGGAGAUAAAAGUGAUUAUUUAACCAUAGAGCAGUUAGUCAGCUUUCUGAAUGAAAAUCAGCGAGACCCUCGCCUCAAUGAAAUUCUCUUUCCGUAUUACGACGCCAAACGAGUCACGCAGAUCAUCGAGAAGUACGAGAGAGAUGCCGACUUGAAGAAGAAAGGUCGCAUGUCCUGCGACGGCUUCUGUCGGUAUCUGAUGUCAGAUGAGAACGCGCCGGUGUUUCUGGACCGUUUGGAUCUGUGUCAGGAGAUGGAUCAUCCGCUGGCUCAUUAUUUAAUCAGCUCCAGUCACAACACGUAUCUGACCGGACGACAGUUUGGUGGGAAGUCUUCAGUGGAGAUGUACAGACAGGUGCUGCUCUCUGGCUGCAGGUGUAUUGAGUUGGACUGUUGGGAUGGUAAAAGUGAAGAUCAGGAGCCGAUCAUAACUCACGGGAAAGCCAUGUGCACCGACAUCCUGUUCAAGGAUGUAAUUCAAGCCAUAAAGGAAACAGCGUUUGCAACGUCUGAUUAUCCUGUUAUUCUCUCAUUUGAGAAUCACUGCAGUAAACUGCAGCAGUAUAAGAUGGCGAAAUACUGCGAGGAGAUUUUUGGUGAUCUGUUACUGAAGCACCCGUUGGAGGGUUUUCCAAUUGAAGCCGGACAGCCGUUACCGUCACCAAACGACCUCAAACGAAAAAUACUCAUCAAAAACAAACGAUUAAAACCUGAAGUGGAACAGAAGCAGUUGGAGUCGUUUAAGAAGCACAUGGAAGCUGGUGAGAUGAGCAUACAGACCGGAGAAGAUGAGAAUGAUGAAGAUUUAGACAGCGCGGUGGACAGUAAAGAUCUGAACUCUGACCUGAAGAACAUCAACAGUCUGUUGAUGUCAGAAGAUCCCAGUGAAGCCGAUCACCAGGACAACGGCAUCAGGAAGAAGAUCACAGAUGAUGAUGUCACAGAGAUUUCAGAAGUGAUGGAGAUUACAGAUGCAACGGACAUCUCUGAAACUUCUGACCUGGACAAUAAAAAGAAGGGUGUAGAAUCAGCAGAAGAUGCAGACGCUGAGCAGCAGUUAAUCGCCUCGUACAAGUAUGAAGGAGCGACGACCAACAUCCACCCGUAUCUAUCAGCGAUGGUGAAUUACGCUCAACCUGUCAAGUUCCAGAGCUUUGAAGUGGCAGAAGAGAGAAACAUUCAUCACAACAUGUCAUCUUUUAAUGAGUCUGUUGGUUUGGGUUAUCUGAAGACAAACGCCAUCGAAUUUGUCAACUACAACAAGCGGCAGAUGAGCCGGAUCUACCCUAAAGGCGGCCGCGUGGACUCCAGUAAUUACAUGCCACAGAUCUUCUGGAACGCCGGAUGCCAGAUGGUGUCGCUAAACUUCCAGACUCCAGAUUUGGGCAUGCAGCUGAAUCAGGGAAAGUUCGAGUAUAACGGCGCGUGUGGGUAUCUUCUGAAGCCAGAUUUCAUGCGGCGUGCCGAUCGGAUGUUUGAUCCUUUCUCAGAGACGCCGGUGGAUGGAGUGAUCGCCGCCACCUGCAGCGUACAGGUGUUCUCAGGUCAGUUUUUAUCAGAUAAGAAGAUCGGCACGUAUGUGGAGGUGGACAUGUAUGGUCUUCCCACAGACACCAUCAGGAAAGAGUUCAGGACACGUAUGGUGAUGAAUAACGGACUGAAUCCAUAUUACAACGAGGAGCCGUUCGUCUUCAGGAAGGUGAUUUUGCCCGAUCUGGCCGUGUUGCGUAUCGCGGUAUAUGAUGAUAAUAAUAAGCUGAUUGGUCAGAGGAUCCUGCCGUUAGACGGCCUGCAGGCGGGUUACAGACACAUCUCACUGCGCAACGAAGGAAACAAACCGCUCUCGCUGCCCACCGUCUUCUGUAAUAUCGUACUCAAGACUUACGUACCUGACGGCUUCGGGGCUAUUGUUGACGCUCUUUCCGAUCCAAAGAAAUUCCUGACCAUCGCUGAGAAACGUGCCGACCAAAUGCGAGCACUGGGUAUUGAAACGAGCGACAUCGCAGACGUACCGAACGAAAGCUCUAAGAGUGAUAAGAAAGGUAAAAUCAAUCAGGUGAAAACAAACGUGACGCCGCAGAUGAGCUCCGAGAUGAACGCAACCACGAACAACAUCGGCGAGACUAAACGUGAUCAUUCUGCAGUUGUGAAUCAAGUAAAUAUUGAAGAUUUGAAACAAAUGAAGAUGUUCAUUAAACUGAUGAAGAAACAGCAGAAGGAACUGAACACGUUAAAGAAACGACACGCCAAGGAACACAACGCCAUGCAGAAGUCUCACUGCACUCAGGUGGAUAAAAUGAUCGCACAACACGACAAAGACAAAUUCACACUGGAGAAAUUUCUAGAGAAAGCCAUCAAGAAGAAAGGAGAAAACAACUGUUCCGAGUUAAAGAAGGAAACGGCGAUAAAAGUGGAAACACUCACGACAGAUCAUAAAGAGAAGGUGAAGGAUAUCGUAGCGCAGCACACUAAAGAGUGGUCAGAGAUGAUCAACACGCACACUACAGAGGAACAGGAAAUGAAGGACGGUCACGUGACUCAACAGUGUGACGUCCUGCGCAAGCUGCUGGCCAGUGUACAGGAACAACAGACGCUACAACUCAAAGUCGUACAUGAACGGCAAAGCAAAGAAAUGAAGGCGAAUCAGGCGAAGUCAUCGAUGGAGAACAGCAAAGCCAUCAGUCAAGACAAGAGCAUCAAAAAUAAAGCCGAGCGCGAGAGGAGAGUUCGCGAGCUGAACAGCAGUAACACUAAAAAGUUUCUUGAAGAGAGAAAAAGGUUGGCGAUGAAACAGGCGAAAGAGAUGGAGCAACUACAGAAAAACCAGCGAGAACAACUGGAGAAACUGGAGAAAUUUAACGAGCAGCUUUUGAAAUCACACCAUGCAAACUGUCAGACUCAAGGCCAAGGACAUGCAGAAGAUGGUGAAGCUGGAGGAGGAGAUGGACCGCAGACCAGCCACAGUGGUGUAACGCCUUCACCUGUCAACUGACACGAGAGAGAGAGCGAACGCUACCUUUCCAACACAACCAAACAAAACCCCCAUAAAUCUACAUCACUGCACUCAAUGCAUCUGUCACGCUCCUCACCCCUGCAGUCUGUAUGUCUGUAACCCCACCCCCUCUACCCUACCUCAGCUCUAGCCCCGCCCACCACACAUUACCCCGCCUCUGCAGCUGUGUCCAGCCAAUCCCAGCCGUAGCUCCGACCACUUUGCUAUAAACAAGCUUUGAACAUACCCCUGGAGGAACGGAUUCAUCACACGCAUUUUUAUGAAGCAGAACCGCCGUCACGUCCCCUACAUAGUGAGCACAUCAACGGGUCGAGCGCUCAGAAUCAGUGUGAACUUUUCAACUUCUCUCUUAACUGAGCUAGUCAGCCGUAGCAGCAAACGGACGAAUGCAAAGUUUUAGUUUGUUUUAUGCUGUCAGCACGAUCUGUGUGAACGUUACUCAUGUGUCUGGAGCACUUUAUAUGUGAUAGACGUCAGACGAUCUUUGAAUAUGUAGCAGAGCGCUAGCUUUUCUCUGUACAGUAAGAAUGUAGAGCUAGUGUGAAUGAAACCAAACGUCAUCGCUGAUAUACUUCUUAAACUGCUGUACUCGUUUACCGAGCAGUUGGCUUUUUAUCAUCUGUUAAUUUAUGUUUUUAAGAUAGAUGCACACGCCGUUUUACUCAAAAAUGUUUGUAUUUUAGAAGUGGAACUUUUUAAAACGCUGAACAUCCCUCAGUCAGUGUAAAUCAUUUAAUCACAGCCUUUGAAACGGUUAUGGUUGUUAAUGUGUACACAGCGCUGCACUGGACCUGUUUGAAGACAGUUGGUGUGUUUAGUGCAUGAGGAGUAUUGGCCGGGACAGGUGCAGGAAGUAGCAAAGCGUCACACCUGUGUUGUUCAGGUCCUGUACUGUACGGUGCUAUAAACAAAAACAAAAAACCUGAACUUUGGCAGCUCCUCGCAUGGAUUUGGAUGGAGGUAACACGUCAACAUUUGUCUAACAGAAACUUUUUUCAUUAUUUCUGACAUCACACUGAACUUGGGUUACAUUUUUGGUGUUAUUCCUUUUAUUUUUAGAAGUAAGCUAUUGGUACUUGUUUAAAAGAAAGAGUUUAUUGUAUAUUCUGGAUUAUAUGUGCUUAUAUUGACCAAACGUUUGAGGGUUUUGGGAUCAUAUGUAUAUUGGUUCUUGUGUCUCCCUGUUUUCUUCUUUACGUUCAUGUUUUCAAGUAUUUGCUGGUGACCACAUGUCUAGAGUGAAAGCAAAAGUGCUUUAAAACUCCAUCGCUUACAAAUGUGCCACUAUAUGUCAGGUAGGACAUUAAAUUAUUUUACAAAUGCCAAAAUAAGGGGUUAUUUAUAUACAGAUACAUGUAUAAAUAUAUAAAUGUAUAUUAUUAAAUAUGGCGAGUACUUUAAGACUACAUUUUGUUUCUUAGAAGCUUUUUGCACUAGUUGAAUGUUUUCUGUUGUGCAACUUUCAUGUAGAUUUUGCUCUAUAUUAUAGUUUGCGAGAAAAGCAGAUUAUUUUUGCAGAACUGUCGCUCUGAAUCUCAUGGUUUUUAUUUGUUUGUCUCCUGUAGUCUGUAGCUAAUGGAUCAUGCUUUUGUAUUUAUAUUGUAUUUGUCAAACUUCAAGCAAUGAAAAAACAAAAAAUAAAUCCUGUUGUUAUCCUGCUACUUUAAUACUGUUUUAUAGUAUGUGUACCAAUAAACUAUCCCAGGUGAUAAAUGAAAA